This is a messenger RNA of Carcharodon carcharias (great white shark), 2828 nucleotides long. RefSeq names its product uroporphyrinogen III synthase (gene uros). The transcript has 10 exons. Bases 407 to 1189 code for a protein of 260 amino acids. Gene Ontology annotation, molecular function: uroporphyrinogen-III synthase activity. Lineage: Eukaryota; Metazoa; Chordata; Chondrichthyes; Lamniformes; Lamnidae. Gene Ontology annotation, biological process: uroporphyrinogen III biosynthetic process. The record is from RefSeq and is a predicted model, not a curated record.
CCGUUAUUUUCUCACUUGCUGAAUUUCUUCAUCCGAAUCUUCGCUGCUUCCCCCUGAAUCUUCCUCCGUUUCGCUUUCCUCCGACUCCUCUACUCCCGGAUCCAGCUGCCGCCGUUUGGCUGAAGACGCCAUUUUCCAGCGUCAGCGAAACCUCAUUUCGCAGGAUAUUAACCGAGCCGGAAAUUCCUGCCGUCACCUAUCAACCAGCUACGCUGGUUGCCCCUGAAAAAUCAUCUUUGAUGCUGUAUCAUGUAAACAAACUCCUCAUUCUUAUUACUGAUUAAUGCUUCCGUUUGACGGUGAUGAUUUGGAGCUGCCUCUCCAUAACCUUUGACCCUAAAGAGCGGCCUUCUGACGUAUUCAGUGAUCAGGGACCUGCUGUCGCAAUACCGAUGAAGCAUGAGAAAUGAAAGUCCUUUUGCUUAAAGACCCCAAAGAAGGAGUACUGGGACCUGAUCCAUAUGUUCAGGAAUUUGCUUCACUUGGCCUUCAAGCAACUUUAAUUCCUGUUUUAUCAUUCGAAUUUAUUUCACUUCAGGCCUUAUCAAAGAAGCUUUCACACCCUGAAGCUUACAGUGGUCUGAUAUUUACCAGUCCCAGAGCUGUUGAUGCUGUGACAUUAUGUUUGGGUGAAAAGGCUAUCAGUGAAGAGUGGAAUAAUACUUUAAAAGAACAGUGGAAUGAAAAAUCUAUCUAUGUUGUAGGAAAAUCUACAGCCAAUUUAGUAAAAGAACUUGGUCUUGCAACGCAAGGAGAAGACUCAGGAAAUGCAGAAAAACUAGCUGAGCACAUCUGUAUCAAAGAAUCUUCAAAUUCCCUGCCUCUUCUGUUUCCUUGUGGUGCACUAAAAAGAGAGAUACUUCCCAAAUGUCUAAGAGAAAACAAUGUGCCUUUGGAGAGCUUAACUGUCUAUCAAACAUCUCAGCAUCCGUGCUUCCAGCAAGCUUUGAGUGAUUAUUUUUCAGAACAGGGAAUCCCAAAAAGUAUCACCUUUUUCAGUCCAUCUGGUGUCAAGUUUUGUCUGAACUCUAUUAAAAAAUUGGCAGGAGAAUUCAUUGAUAAAAUUAAGUUUGCAGCAAUAGGACCAACAACAGCUGAAGCCAUGGAAAGAGAGGGACUGGCCGUGAACUGUAUCGCUGAAAAACCUACACCACAAGAUCUGGCAGUUAGCAUAAGAAGGGUGCUGUAACAAAGUGCAAAGGACAUAUUAGUAAAGAGGUGCUUUUUUCUUAAUGAUAAUAUGUUUGCUUUGUUAUCACCCAUUCUUGCUUUAGAUUGUAGCUUUGUGUUUCCUUUCAUUAUAAAAUUGCUUUAGAUCAGGACAGUUCUCUGAUUUGAGCAAUUUGUAAUUAAUUCUCUGAAGAAAAAUCUGUAGUAGUGCAUUUUCUUAACAUGAUUUUCUAAAGCAUUUAUAUUUGUCAAUCCAUUGGAAAUUGCUUGUUGGUUAGUCACACUGAUACAAAGAAAUACAAAAUCCCUUUAUAAGGUAGUGUCAAAUUUACAAUACGCAAUCUUAUUACAUAUAUUUUUCCAAAGAGCUUUAAGAAAUCUUCAUUAUUAAAAUUAAUGUGAAAGUCUUGCAGUCCUGUACUAUAACAAAAAAUGGUCAGUAACCUUUGUUAGUAUUUUAUGAUCAUAAGAGGAAUUUUGGAGUGGUAGGGUAAGAUUUCAAGGAACAAUGUAUGGGCCACUUCUCUAUACGCAACUGAAUGUAAUUCAAUUUGAUGGUAAAAUAUUUCAAUUAUACAUAUUCAUUUGACCUACAAGGCCUAAGCAUUGAUAUUCAGGGCAGAAGUCUAAAUUGCAGUCAGCUAUUGUGAAUGACAUAUGAUCAAUUGCUUUCAGUUAGGCAAUUGCCCACCUUUCUAUAUACAAAUAUAAAUCUUUAUCCAAGUUAUUUUUGGUUUCCAAACACAUUGCCACUGUUUUGUCCUUGGAAUGGCAAUUAGAGCAAAUAUAUGCCUGGGUUAUUCCUAUUUACCUUUCAUUUCUACAUUCUCCUGUAGAUUGGUGAAUGACCAAUAGGCUGGUACCUGAGCAGCAUCUUGUAUAUUUGUAAAAGCUAAUUUGAUUCUUGGGUCUGAUAUUGUUGUAAUUGUUUUGCAAUGUGUCAAUUUUUAUUAAUUCUGAGGGAUAUCUAAUCUACUUUUAAUAUAGUUUGGAUUUUAAAUGGCCAAGAAGAUCCCAGGCUUGGAGUCAACAUUCUUUGAUGGAUUUCUGUUUUGCCAAUAGUUGAGCCAGCUAUGACAACUUAAAACAAUCUUUUACAUAAUGGUGAGAAAUUAAGAAUUCUGUAAUCAAGUGAAAUAUUCACUUGCUUUCACGUAAUUUUAAUGAACCUGAUUCAUAGCUUACAGUGCCAAUAUUCAGUUUGUCAGGUGCUAUUUGUUCAUCAGUUAGAAAAAGGGAGCAUGAAAUGCAUCCUGGAUGCCCUACAAUGAUCUGGAUUUUGCAGGGGAUGGGGGGAAAUGAGAGCUUUCACUGUCAUUACUCAACUGAAACUGACAACAACUUCUGGAGUCCAGAAAGCUAGAAGAUGCUGUCAAAGAUUCUAUGCCACUCCAGAGGGUGCACUGUUGAGGCAUCCCCAGAUUGCAAUCAAAGGGAAAUUUUACAAAUUGACAAAAACUUCCACUCUUACUCUUGUCAACCUUACUGUAAAAAAAAAUUGAAAAAGUUACAUCUUGCUGAUUGAGAAAUAACUGGGUUUUUAACAGAGUACUAACUUCAUAAUUACUGCCAAAUACCCUCACAGGCUCUGAAAGAGGAAAUUUAUAUUUGUAGAAUGUCAAAUUUCUUCAUUAUAAAAAGUGCAACAUGUAAAACUU